Messenger RNA from Durio zibethinus, 933 nucleotides. Its product is annotated as vacuolar protein sorting-associated protein 25. Gene Ontology annotation, cellular component: ESCRT II complex. Lineage: Eukaryota; Viridiplantae; Streptophyta; Magnoliopsida; Malvales; Malvaceae. Gene Ontology annotation, molecular function: structural molecule activity; protein homodimerization activity. The record is from RefSeq and is a predicted model, not a curated record. Gene Ontology annotation, biological process: protein transport to vacuole involved in ubiquitin-dependent protein catabolic process via the multivesicular body sorting pathway.
AAAGUAAAAAACUUGACCGAAGAGGAAAGCAACCUGGCCGAAAAAAGAACAGAAGAAAAGAAUAGCUGCAAACAUCAAAGAACUUCGACUUGAAAGCUGAAAACUUUAUCUCUCCGAUCAGAUAUGUUUUUUAUGUGGCAUCUACUGUAAAGGAAGACUGAGAGAGAUGCAGAAAUUGGGUGAUUUCAAGCUUCCCCACUUUUUCAACUACCCUCCAUACUUCACUUUGCAGCCAGUGAGAGAGACUCGGGAGAAACAGGUACAACUUUGGAAAGAACUGAUUCUGGAUUACUGCAGAACUCAGAAGAUAUUUGUAAUUGGUCUUGAGGAAGAAUUUCCUUUGUUCUCAAAUUCUGUGAUUGAACGUACUCUCAGUCACGAAGCCAGGGAAGCAUUCCUCUCAGCCUUGAUUUCAGAAGGACGUGCAGAAUGGUUGGAUAAAGGACAUAGGAGAUGCCUUAUCCUUUGGCACCGAAUUCAAGAUUGGGCUGACAUUAUUUUGAAUUUUGUGAAAGAUAAUGGCUUUGAAGACAGUGUUAUGACUGUUGAGGAGAUACGUUCAGGGAUUGAAUCCCGAGGAACAGAGCUUCAUGGGAUAGACCGCACGAUUCUAAUGCGAGCUUUGAAAUUACUAGAACAAAAGGGGAAGCUUGCAAUUUUUAAGGGAACUUCAGCUGAUGAUGAAGGUGUGAAAUUCUCUGUAUAAUGUUUUAACCACUUGGCAUUCAAAGGCAACCUAUUAAGUGUGGCAGGCAAGGCCGGCUAUUGAUCAUCAGAACUUUAAUCAGGAACCCAGCAUUUUGUGUUGCUACUGGUAUCUGAAAAAAAAACAAAAACAAAAACAACCAGAAGUUGUGAAAUAUGUUGGAAAACCAAACCUGAUGGAAUUAUUGUCUUUUUUUUUUCUUUUUCUGAAGAUGGACAUGUUUAUCA